CCCCUGCCCGCUGUUCUGGGCGGCCCCCUGGCACUGCCCCCCGGGGCCAGGGCCGGGGCUCACGCUGGCUCCGUUCCAGGUGCUGAUGGUGAACAGCCUGACCCAGACCCAGCGGAGCGCGGAGCUGUCAUCUGCCUUGCUCUCCGUCUUCCUGGACCGCGCGGCCGACCUGCCGCUCCGGAAGGGCUCCAAGCCCCCCAGCGCCUACGUCAGCCUUUCCGUCCGGAACGUCUCCUACAAGAGCAAGACCGCCACCUCCACCUCGGAUCCCAUCUGGGACGAAGGCUUCUCCUUCCUCGUCAAGCGCCCCCACGUGGAGUCUUUGGAGCUGCAG
Molecule: messenger RNA, 334 nt
Organism: Chelonoidis abingdonii (Abingdon island giant tortoise)
Lineage: Eukaryota; Metazoa; Chordata; Testudines; Testudinidae
Source: RefSeq, a predicted model, not a curated record